This is a messenger RNA of Anarrhichthys ocellatus (wolf-eel), 1375 nucleotides long. It is a transcript of the gene clpp, whose product is annotated as caseinolytic mitochondrial matrix peptidase proteolytic subunit. The record is from RefSeq and is a predicted model, not a curated record. The transcript has 7 exons. Lineage: Eukaryota; Metazoa; Chordata; Actinopteri; Perciformes; Anarhichadidae. Gene Ontology annotation, cellular component: endopeptidase Clp complex. Bases 77 to 880 code for a protein of 267 amino acids. Gene Ontology annotation, biological process: protein quality control for misfolded or incompletely synthesized proteins. Gene Ontology annotation, molecular function: ATP-dependent peptidase activity; ATPase binding; serine-type endopeptidase activity.
AGUUGGUUGAAUUUGGUUCCGGUGUAUCUUAUCUGGGGGUCACACAGAGGGGGAGACAAACCUACAAGGCUUCAAAAUGCUGUUACGAAGAGUGUUGCACAUCGGAGGCUUGACGCUGAAGCACAGCAGGUCCAUCCACCACAGCCCGGUCUGGAGGAGUCCCCUUGUCCCCAUAGUUGUGGAGCAGACGGGGAGAGGAGAAAGAGCUUAUGACAUCUAUUCUCGCCUCCUGAGAGAGAGAAUUAUUUGUGUAAUGGGUCCUAUCGAUGACUCUGUAGCCAGUCUGGUUAUCGCCCAGCUGCUCUUCCUGCAGUCAGAAAGCAACAACAAACCCAUCCACAUGUACAUCAACAGUCCCGGCGGUGUGGUGACAGCGGGCCUGGCCAUUUACGACACCAUGCAGUACAUCCUCAAUCCCAUCUCCACCUGGUGUGUUGGCCAGGCAGCCAGUAUGGGCAGCUUGCUCCUGGCGGCGGGAACGACGGGCAUGAGGCAUUCACUGCCCAACGCCCGCAUCAUGGUCCACCAGCCUUCAGGAGGCGCCAGGGGUCAGGCCACGGACAUCGCCAUCCAGGCCGAGGAGAUCAUGAAGCUGAAGAGACAGAUCAACAGCCUCUACGCCAAACACACGGGGCAGCUGCUGAGCACCAUCGAGGGCGUGAUGGAAAGGGACCGCUACAUGAGCCCCAUGGAGGCGCAGGACUUCGGUAUCAUCGACCGGGUCCUGGUCCACCCGCCCCAGGCGGGCCAGGACGAGCCCGAGCUGGUGCAGAAGGAGCCGGUGUCGUCGGCCAGUCCACCUCCACAGCCAGAGUCGGCGGCCCCGGGGCAGGCCCUCCCCGGGACCAACGCCCCCUCCUCGUACAAACCAGAGCCGUGAGGCCACCGCAGAUACUUACCUCCAAGCCGAUACUUGUAGAGUUCCUGAAGACGAGGCGGCGCCCCGCGGCCUUAGGUGACUUCUUUUCUUCCCCCAACCAACACAUGCAGGCAUCAGUGGCUACAGUGAUCAGAGGGUGUCCUCAUAGGACGUGAAUCCAAUGUAUUGUACCUUUUUUAUUUUUUAUUACUUUUGAGACGGUGAUUCCAGAUGUAAUAAAAAGUCAAAGCAGUGAUGGCUGAGAAGCAGUCGGCCAUCUUUUUGACUCCACAUACAAGUUGAUCUUAGUGCUCGCGGAGUGAAAGCACAGUGAUACAAGAUGUUUUAUUGUAAUGUAAUGAGGUUAUUCAGAGGGGAGGAAGCCUUUCUAGACGACUAAGACAGCCAUCUUGUUCUGUACCCGCUUGCUGCAGACUGGAGAGGACCUGUGUGACCUGUAUUUGACCUCAUAUUUGUGAUGAAUAAAUGUGAUAAUUUUGACCACAAUUCCUGAAA